Molecule: messenger RNA, 583 nt
Organism: Alnus glutinosa
Lineage: Eukaryota; Viridiplantae; Streptophyta; Magnoliopsida; Fagales; Betulaceae
Product: organelle RRM domain-containing protein 6, chloroplastic-like
Exons: 4
Coding region: 159-440 (93 amino acids)
Biological process (GO): positive regulation of mRNA splicing, via spliceosome
Cellular component (GO): spliceosomal complex
Molecular function (GO): RNA binding
Source: RefSeq, a predicted model, not a curated record
UCUUUUUUCUUUUCGGCGAAAUUGAAAACCUCAUAUACGAAGAGGGAAAAAUUCUUGUCAAAAAUAAAAGAGGGAGAAGAAAACGGUGUGCCCGUUAAACGCUAAGUAGUCGUUUGCAUAAUAAACGCCUCCGUGAAGAACACCCAUUUAGAACUGAGAUGGCUAAAAGAUUCAACUCGCAGCUAUUCGUCAGCAGAAUAUCAUUUUACACCACAAAUGAACAACUGAAGAGGUUGUUUUCGCCAUUUGGGGUAGUUACAGAAGCUAGGCUAGUUAAAGACCCAAGAACCGAAAGACCCAAAGGUUUUGGUUUUGUCACAUACGAAUCAGAGGCUGAGGCUCAGAAGGCUUUGAAGGCCAUGAAUGGCAGGAUAAUUGAUGGGAGGCUGAUUUUUGUUGAAAUUGCAAAGACAGGGGGAGUUGAAGGUUCCACUUCUUGAUGAGAAGGCUCAUUUUAAUGUUCCAUAUAGAUUUCUGUAUAGAAAAUUGCCUUUGGGAUUCAGUGUUGGAUGACAAAUAACAUAUUGUUUCAAGUAGUUUCUAACCCCGCCCCUAGUCUAUAAAAAUGACAUGCGUUCUUUUA